This is a messenger RNA of Ooceraea biroi (clonal raider ant), 1122 nucleotides long. RefSeq names its product apoptosis regulatory protein Siva. NCBI's taxonomy places the organism in Eukaryota, Metazoa, Arthropoda, Insecta, Hymenoptera, Formicidae. Gene Ontology annotation, molecular function: zinc ion binding; CD27 receptor binding. The record is from RefSeq and is a predicted model, not a curated record. Gene Ontology annotation, biological process: extrinsic apoptotic signaling pathway.
GCUACUACAGUGUAAAUACUGAAAUAGCAGUACGAUUUAAUUUAGAAGCAGUUUUUAUUUUUAUACAAAACAAUUCAACAACAUAAAACGAAAAGAUUUUGUUUUGAAGUACGGUUCUCAAAGGCACGUUAAACAAAUUAAAUUUUGAAUAAUGCAGAAAAGGAAAGAAUGAGUGAAUGUAGCAAAAUGUAAUUUAUGAAUCGAAAACUCGAGUCGAACACGUGCUGCGUCUGCUGUGACAGUAUUGGCAAAAUAAUCGGUAUAUUCGGUUAAUUGUCUAACACAAGUCUUGGAGAUGCCGAAACGUGCUUGUCCCUACGAUGGUGAUCUGUUGCCGCAGAUCAAGGUACACGUAGGACAGAAGGAGGUAAAUAACGGCGUGUCCAGCGACGAACGGAUGAAGGAUGUUUAUGAUAGAACUCUAAACAUGCUUAAGGCAGGCGUAAAGGCACUCUCCCAUAGAUUAAACACCUCAACGCAAAUGGAUCUGGAUCUCGCACUGCCUCAAUCACCGUUAUUCAGUAAAUCUAAGACCACAUCCAACCUAAAGCAGAUGUUAUUGACUGACAAAUUGCAACUGAAAGCUAGCAAUAAGAUUAUUAAUGAUACGAGAACGGAACUCUGUGGGUGCUGCCGAAUAAUAGAUCAAUCAGCAAUAAGCAAAUGUUAUUACUGCGAUCAGACGUUGUGUUCUUCCUGUUUGUCUGCAUGCGUUCACUGCUCGGAAUUGUUUUGCCAAAAUUGUUCUCUACCUGUAUAUAAUCGCGAGGAACAAAAUAUGUGCCUGAAUUGUUACCGAUAACUAUGAAUGAGAAGAGAAAAUGUUAUAUCAUGUGAAAACUUUAUGAUCGUGAAGCUAUUAUGUAUGUCAAUGAUUUUUUAUGCGCGCGUAUUAUUUAUUAUUAAAAUUAUUUGUACAUUUAAUAAUAUAGAAUUUGAGAAUAUAUUUUACUAAUCAGUAUUUAAAAGUCUAAGUUCAGCAAAAGCAAAAUGUUACAAAACACUCCAUGUUACGAGUGCUAUUUUACAUUUUUGUGCAACACUUAACAUCUCAAUAUAUUUCCAGAAGAAUUAACAAAGAUUUAAAAUUAAAGUAUUAAACAUAUUUAAAAUAUGGAAAAA